GUUCUCUCUCCUCUCACCGUCUUCCCCCCCCCGUGGGUCCAUUCCACUGGAAUCCGGCGCUUCAGCCCGCUGCUGAACAUUUGCGCUCACAAUUGGAAACACUCGCGGGGGAAAAAAAAAAGUCUUUGUCGCAGUCUGCGUGAUGUUAGGAAAUAAAUGUUACUUGUGAUAUGUCGCUGAGGGAGAACACCCCCCACCACCCCAGCGUCGUCGGGACACGAGAAGAGAUCUUCAUCUUCCCCUUUAAAUGAGCAAUGAUGAUGAUGAUGAUGAUGAUCCGGGCCUCCUGUUGGAAAUGUCUGCAGGUGUGUCUGCUCCUUGUUCUGGUGGCGAAACUACAAGGUAAAGUGACAGCACCGGAGCGAGUGCAGGCCGGCGUGGGGAAGCCCUUCACGCUGACGUGCGCCAUCUCCAAGGACAGAAGCGACGCCGUGCGGCGAGUGCGAUGGCUGGACCCGAACAACCAGACGCUGCUCAGCUACCAGCCGGGCAACAGCGACAGCGUGAGCGGGCAGCAGCACGUGGAGCUCACCCCGUCCUCCAAGGACACCUCGUCCGUCACCGUCCAGAGGGUGAGCUUCAGGGACGAAGGCUGCUACACGUGCGUCUUCGAGAUGGCGCAAUCUGGCGCCAAGCGAGGACGCACCUGCCUGACCGUCACCGCAUCGGUGACGGCCGACGGCAACAAGACUGCGGUGAGCGGGAAGAAGGCGACCCUGUCGUGCUCUUACGGCCUCCCCGAGAAGGUGGAGCAGGUCAGCUGGCGCUACGCCGCGGCGCCGGGGGGGAUCCCCUCGGACGUGGCCUCCUACGCCGAUAGGAGCGACCCCGCCGUCGAGCCCGCGUACCAGGGGCGGGCGUGGCUCAGCGCCUCCCUGUCGGACAGCACCCUCACCAUCCAGCCGGUGGCCAUCCGGGACGAAGGCUGCUACACUUGUGUGUACAGCACGCGAGCGGACGGUCCCAAGAGCUCCACUGUGUGUCUCUCCACGUACGCGUUGCCCAAACCUCAGGUGAGCUACAAGAGCACGUCAGCCGGCGUGAUCGAGGCCAACUGCAGCGCCGUGUCGCGCCCCCCCGUGGAGAUGGCGUGGAACGUGGAGCGGGACAACCGGACCCUGGGCCCGCCCGUCACAACGCUGGUGCCGCAGGGCGACGGCACCACGCUGGCGGUCAGCACCCUCACCCUGCGCUCGGGCCUGCUCAAGGACGUCUCCGUCAAGUGUUUGGUGCACCACAGGGGGCUCGAGGCCCCCAUCGCCGUGUCCAUGAACACCAAAAUCGGGACGGCCUUGGCCAUCCUCAUCUCCGUGACGACGGUGGCCGCUCUGCUGGUGCUGGCCCUCUGCUUCUGUCUCUGGAAGUGCUUCCUGCGCAAAGAAGAUUGACUCUGCUCGCUUUUGUUGCAGCCGACUGACGACCUCGGCGCCGCCUCGCAGCAGCUCUUCGGAUCAACAUCGAGUUCUGGUAUUUACACCUCCACGGGAUGUCAAUCACUAUUUUUUUUUUUUGGGGGGGGUCGCCAACAUUCUGACAUUCAUUUUUCAUCUUUCCGUGCAUACCUCGGACUCAAAAACAGUCAAAGCAACAUUUUUGCUCACUUGGAUACACACAGUUAUGUUUUUGUCAGUCCAGCGGAGAAGAACCAACAAGGUUAAAGUGAACUAAACAGAAAACAUUUCAAAUAAUAACUAGGACAUAUUGGACCAAAAAUGAAACAGCAAUAAAAUGUGUAUGCUUUUUUUAAAUUAUACUAUUACUGUUAUGUACUUUUUUUUUUUUUAUCGUGUAUGAAACCUUUUAAGUGAUUUAUUCAGGAAAGUCUUUCAAAUAACCUUUUCCAGUUGUUUAGAAAAGCAUUUCAAAUGUGCGUAUGAAUUUUUCUGAAUAAUACGCGUUGCUUCUAGAGAUUGCGAUAUGAAACGGGACGCACGCUUGUCUAUGAAGGGUCUUUGUACGCAAAACUGACCGUGAGCAUUUUCAUAUUCAUCAGAACGACUUGAUUUGCAUGAUAGAAGCAGCCGGCUGUGAUACGAAUUCAUACACAGAACGCCAGAAAUCCGAAUAAAGACAAACCCAUGACGAUGCAUAUUGUUAUUGACGGUGAUGCGAAGCCUAGGAAAAUAAAAAUAUUUUAAAAUAAAAUUCAGUGUUGUGUUUUUGAGAGUGGAUUUAAAAAAAAAAAAAAAAGUCACCAAAUUCCGCUGUGAAGUGUUC
Molecule: messenger RNA, 2217 nt
Organism: Syngnathoides biaculeatus (alligator pipefish)
Lineage: Eukaryota; Metazoa; Chordata; Actinopteri; Syngnathiformes; Syngnathidae
Exons: 7
Coding region: 255-1388 (377 amino acids)
Molecular function (GO): cell-cell adhesion mediator activity
Source: RefSeq, a predicted model, not a curated record